Messenger RNA from Tachyglossus aculeatus (Australian echidna), 4388 nucleotides. RefSeq names its product centrosome and spindle pole-associated protein 1-like. The transcript is spliced from 31 exons. NCBI's taxonomy places the organism in Eukaryota, Metazoa, Chordata, Mammalia, Monotremata, Tachyglossidae. Gene Ontology annotation, cellular component: centrosome; microtubule; spindle pole. Gene Ontology annotation, biological process: positive regulation of cytokinesis. The record is from RefSeq and is a predicted model, not a curated record. Bases 64 to 3612 code for a protein of 1182 amino acids.
UGUGUUCAAGACAGUUCAUCUACUAAAGCAGUACCCAGGCCUCCCACUGGUCCAUUUAAAGGGAUGAUUUUUGGCAAUCCAGAUCAAGAACUCCUUCACAAAAGAAAAGAAAAAUAUCGCAAAGAAUUAUUAGCACAGAUAGAUGAGCAACGGAAGAAUAAGAGACGGGAAAAAGAGUUGGAGCUCUGUGUUGCUGCUUCUGGGGCUCAUGACCCUGAAAAAAUGGCCAAUAGACUAAAGCAGUCUAGUGUUGCACCAAGAUUUUCUGAUCAGAAGCCUUUACCUGAGCGAUCCCAAGCCACUGUCCAAGCACCCCCUCAUAACACAGCUCUUCCAUCUAGUGGACCCGGCUCAUCUGUGAACGAAGAAUUGCAGAAAGUAUUCAGUGAAGUGGUGCUUCCCAGAGUGACAGCUGUGCCACCUCCUCCCCCUCCAGUCUUGACAUACGCAUACAAAACUCCUUAUGAUGAAGCUUAUAAUUACUAUGGGGUGAGAAACCCUUUGGAUUCUAAUCCUGAAUAUUAUGGCCCAGGAAGGAUGGGAGUGCAGCCUGCCCCUUUACCUAAUGCACCUGUAGCCGAACUGUCAUCACAGUCUGCUGGGAAGACAAGUACACCGGAUGCUACAAAGGAGAGAAUAAAAAUUUACGGGAUGGUUUUUGAAGAUAAACCAAAAGCUACAAAAGAGGCAAUUCAGGCCUACCAAAAAGAUCUGGAGCAACAGAUCAGAGAUAAAGAAGAGAAAAGAAAAAAAGAAAAGGAAGAGCUGGCACAGUAUGAAGCUAAAAUAGCAGCUGAGAUGAGAAAUUACAAUCCUUGGGGAAAAGAUGGAGCCGGAGCCCCCCUGCGAGAUGCAGAAGGCAAACUGUUAACUGAUUUGAACACGAUGCACAAACAAAACAUAGGUGCCUACUAUAAUCCAGAUGUGAGAAUUCAUGAAGAAAAGAGGGCUGUGGUAAUUGUAAACCCAAAUCCAGCUCCUCCAAAUGCUGAGAACAUGGAGGAUUCUGCAAAUAAAACUUCAGCUUCUGGUGUGGAGGACAUUCUUAGUAAGGGUCUGACUCCCUUCCAGAUAAAAAAGCAAGAAUCUUACAUGAAUUUUCUUCAGAUGCAGAUGAAAGAAAAAGAAGAAAGACGUAGAAAAGAUAAAGAAGAACUGGCACGUUAUGAAACUAAGAUGGAAGCUGAAAUGAGAAAUUACAAUCCCUUUGGGGAAGAUGGUUCAGGAAUAGUAGGAGUGCAGCCUGUCUCUUUUCCUAGUGCCCCAAUGGCUGAACAGUCAUCAGAAUCUGCUGUGAAGGCAAAUGGACCAGAUGCCUCAAAGGAGAGAGUAAGAGCUUCAGGAAUGGUUUUUGAAGACAGAACCAAAGCAAUGAAAGAGUCAGUUCAGGCUUACCAAAAAGAUCUGGAGCAACAGAUUAAAGAAAAAGAAGAAAGACGAAAAAAGGAAAAGGAAGACCUAGAGCGGUAUGAAGCUAAAAUGGAAGCUCAAAGGAAAAUGUACAAUCCCUGGGGAAAAGGUGGAGCUGGUGCACCCUUGCGAGAUGAGAAGGGAAAUCUGAUAACUUCUCCUGAUGAAGAUAUAUUUAGUAAAGGACUAACUCCCCGUCAGAUCAGAAAGCAAGAAUCUUACAUGAAUUUUCUUCGUAUGCAGAUUGAAGAAAAGAAGCAAAGAGCAGAAGCCGAACGAGAGAGGCUUAAGAUUGAAGAAGAUAAAGAAGAAAAACGACUAACAGCCCAGAGGGCCAGAAUUCAACAAGAAUAUGAAGAAGAACAGAAAAAACAAAGACAGAAAGAAGAAGAGCAAAGAGUAAAAAGUGAGGAGCUAAUUAAGUUUGCUGAAGAAAGGAGAAAAGAGGCAGAAAGAAAGAAGGAAGAAAAACAGGUUCAGCAACAAGAAAAGAAGGUUACAGAUGAAGAAGAAAUCAAGAAGGAUUGUAUACAGUCGAGAGUCCCAUCUCCAUAUGUGUCUACUACGAAAAACCAGCUUCCAGAUGAUGAGAGGAGAAAAAUACUUGAUAGCUUAGCAGCAUUAAGGAGGCGGCUUCAUACUGAAGAGCAACGUGUCCAAAAAGACAUCAUAAUUAUGAAUCAUGAAAAUGAAAAAUACUUAAGGAAAAGAGAGAACAAUAACUUGAAUGCUUCUAGUCUGGGCCGACUUGGAAAGCAAGUUUUAACCCGGCCACAUACAUAUUUCAAAGGAACAGAUCCUCACACUAUGCGGAACAUCUAUGAGUUUAAUGAGCUUAAAUCGAGAGAUUCUGAAACCCGGGAACAUGUAAGGAAUAUGUUCCCCAGUCCUCCAAAUGAUGACGAAACACUGGAUAUUCAGCAACAGGCUCUGUUAAGAGAGCAACAAAAACAAUUAAAUAAAAUGAAAAUGAGGGAAUGGGAAGAAGAAUUUGAAACCGAAGAUGAUGAUCCGCCAGAUAUUGAAAACAUGCUCACUCUUCAGGAGCAGGCCCAGUUGAGAGCCCAGCAAAAGAAAAAGAAUAAAAAGAAAAUGAAGGAAAAGUUUGAAGAAUUUGAAUCUAUCGCUGAUAUGAGUGCACUCCCUGAUCCACCGAACGUGGAACACACUAUGACUCUUCGGCAACAAGCUCAGUUGAGAGCCCAAAGAAGGAAAAUGCACAGAAAGAAAACUAAGGAUUGUUCAGAGGAAUUUGAAGCAUUCGCAGAUGUGAGUGCACCCCCCACUCCACCAAACACUGAAGACAUUCUGACUCUUCAGCAACAGGCUCAGUUGAGAGCCCAACAAAAGAAAGUGAAUAAAACAAAAAGGAAUGAAAAUUUCGGAGAUUUUGAAAUAGCAGAUGGGAGGAGUAUGCCCCUCGAUCUACCAAACUUUGAACACAGUCUCAGUCUCCAAGAAGAGGCCCAAGUUAGAGCCCAACAAAAGAAAAUGAAGGAAAAACAAAGGAAAGAAAAUUUAGAAGAGUUUGAGUCAUUCUCAGAUGUGAGUCCACCCCCAAAUCUACCCAACAGUGACCACCCUCUGACUCUUCACCAGCAGGCUCAGUUGAAAGCCCAACACAAGAAAACACACAAAAAAAAUAUGCCUGAAAUCCAUGAUGACUUUAACCUGCAGAUCAUGGAACUGGCUGAGGAUGAAUUCAGGGACAAGCCAAGAGACUUCAUGAACAAUUCACUUUUGGAAUCCGACAGCGCUUUUAUCGGUGCUAAUGGGGAACCAUUCGCUGUUGAGGAAAAUGGAGGAUAUCCAUCAGCUGCAAGGGAAUUCAGGAAAAAACUUGUAGAAUGUCCUGAUGCCAUCUCCUUAUACUCCGAAACCAGUAUAAACGUUGAAGAACUUCAAGCCAGAAAUGAGGAACGGAUGCGAAGACUGAACAGACUCCAAAAGAACCCCUCUUCAGCAGGUCAGGACGACAGCGAGAAUUUCCUGGUUGAUCCCGACGGCUUUCUGAAGCAGCCCUCCCCUAAGGACGGUGAAAGAGCAAAUUCGGCAACGACCCUGGCGUCCGAGCCCUGGCUCCGCCCAGGAACUUCAGAAACACUGAAAAGAUUCUUGGCAGAACAGUUCAACCCCAGCCAGUUUCCCUUGGAAAAUCCAGUCGCUUUUCAGUGGCAGGGCUUGUCGACGGCACAUGGCUAAAGCCGACGGAGGUUUGUGGGGGAUUGAGCUCUGCCUUAUAGGGUGAAAGGAUGGUAGUAGAUGAAAUGCACUUUUCGAGGGGGGGUUUCCCUCCUAGAAAGUUGUAGCCAGUUCAGGUGUAGAUAUACACUCAAAAUUGCAGAGGGUUGGAGUCCCCCCAAAUUGAAGUGACUCUCGGGAGCAGUUGCUCAAUUCUGUAGUUUGUAUUUUUACUUCGGUGGUGUUUCACGGUGCCUGAGGCAGCCUUGUUUCGUCUUGAGCAAAGUCUCUCUUCCCCCACUUCAGUCUGGGUUUGGUCCUGUUUCACUCCCCUCCCCACCAUCACAGUCUCCAGGCUAGCUCUUAGGCACCAAGACAUUGCUUUUGUUUCGUGCUGUGCUGCCGCGGAGUCAGCCUCUUCCUUGGCCAGCUUCCCUCCAACUCCGCUCUCCUUCCCAAUGUCCCCCUCCACUUCCCCCGUCUCCUUCUCUACCUCACUCUAGUUGCCCAUUGUUACUUUCAUUUGUAUCUGUCUCAGCUGUUGGAGGUUUGCAAUUUGCGUCUACUUCUCUCCAUUAGAUUACCAAGGUAUGUGAGGUUAGGACUAGAGUUUUUUUUACGUAGAGGGCUCCGCACUUGGGUGGUGCUUGAGAAACAAGUAGCUGAAGGAGAAAUCAGUAAGCACUAAUUACACCUGGGUUAUCCGGGUGUUUUAAUUUAAUAUCUAAUUUAACAAAUGGUUUUUAUGAUCAAUUUUAACUGUUCUUGGAUGGCAAUAAAUUUUUAUUUUACUACCA